AGUAACAGCGGGGGAGGGGGAGGGCUCGGUUGUAGGGGGAGGGAGGGCGCUGACGGCCGCCGGCCGCGCUGACGUGCCGCACGGAGCGCAGUGCAGUCAGUGGCCGGCCGGCGCCGACCGAGGCGCGUGCGUGUGGGCCAGACGAGAGACGUAGACGUCCUAAGUGUGUGUUUGCCGGGCUGAGACUAGCGGAACGGCCGGCGCGGCUGGCCGGAUAGUCGCCGACGGGCGUGAAGUCACGGCUGAAAGGCUGCUGAUAACCGCCCGAGUGAUAUCCGGACUGCGGCGGACCUGCCAGCUGCCACUGCGCCCCGGCCCGCGGGAGAUCCGGGCUCGAGGAUCCUCCACAAGGGCGUCAUGGACAGCUGCUACGCGGCGACGAUUGCCGCGCUGGCUCUGAUCAUCGCAGUACAACAGUGCUCCGGCUACAAGUGCUAUAUCUGCAGCUGGUCGCCCUCCUCUCCGAACCGCACCGACAUCUGCACCACGGAGAACUUCAACCAGCACGCCGUCAAGGUGUUUGACGGCUGCGUCUACGGCUGCGAGAUCGUCGCCGCGUACGACAGCAACGGCGAGCUAGAGAACUUCUACCGCAACUGUGUCGUCAAGGGCAAGGAGGUGACGAACGACUGUCGCGACAUGACGACGGUGGCUUUCCGGAAGCACGUCUGCAGGUGCGGCUCGGACCUCUGCAAUACGGCGGCGGCGGCGGCCGGCCCCGGCCUGCUCGGCACCCUGGCGGCGGCGGUGCUGACCGUUAGUGUGGUCGUCCGCGGGUAGGCGCCGCCACCGCCGACCGAGAGGCCCCAGUGGACGGACGGCGAGGCACGGUGCAGCCCAGUUCAGCAGAUGAAGUCGGACAUGGGGCGGCAGGCACACUGGCAUUAUAUCCACCCGCGAGUUUGUGUCAUGUAUAUUACAUAGCAGAACUCGUAGCCGGCGCUCCUGAUUUGGUGCGCCAUCGCCGCUGCCGGAGCGCCUCAGUAGUGGGGGCUCAGAGCUCCCGCAGCUCUGUUCAGCCAAACGCCGACCUCUGAGACGGAGCUGGGAGGCCACAGCCUCGUCCGACGGCACACUGACUGUGUGCCGCCCGCUUUAAGCAGUAUGUGAGGUGCAGCUGUGCCUGGCCGUCUGAGAGGGAUGGUCGUCGUCUGGUCUUAGAUUCAGACUCAAAGGGUCAGUCUCUGACUCGGCUUCAGUCGCUAGUCUGUAUCGUCGUAUUGUUUUCGACAGUGUUAUAUGUGCCAGUCAUGCUGUGCCACCUGGCAAUAUGUCCCAGCUUCCUGGCUACUCGGUGGGAGGAAGCAUAGGCGUUAUAUGAUUUUGAAAGCACAAUUGCCUGUAUGUGUCAUGUCGCCUAUAGAGUGGUGCGCUUGGUUUGCCAUGAAUGAGGACAGGUGCUUGUAAAUCAUUUCCAUCGUACCCCCAGAGUCUUGUUUAACAUCAUCUGGGUAGCUCAUUAUUACGAUAAGCUAUGUCAUUUACACAACAUGGUCUGCAUAAGAAAAUUGCGACGACAUAGCUUUUCCUGCCCGGUAUUCGAGAAGUCAAAAUAAAGCAGUGCUUGAGAAA
Amphibalanus amphitrite is the source of this 1572-nucleotide messenger RNA. RefSeq lists its product as uncharacterized. The record is from RefSeq and is a predicted model, not a curated record. NCBI's taxonomy places the organism in Eukaryota, Metazoa, Arthropoda, Thecostraca, Balanomorpha, Balanidae. Bases 358 to 780 code for a protein of 140 amino acids. The transcript has 4 exons.